AUGACCUACUCCGAGUUCACCCACGAGCGCCCCCUGUACGGGUACGAGCUCACCCCUCCGAACCCGCAAUGGCCUAACGGCGCCAAGAUCGCAGUGACGUUCGUGAUUGAGUAUACAGAGGGCGCAGAGAGCAGUACCGAGCAUGGCGAUGCGUCUUCAGAGGCGCUCUUUAAUGAGCUGGUCAUCGACGUCUCGAGGCAGGCAAGGGACGACAUGGUCGAGUCGGAGUUUGAGUAUGGGCCGAGGGCGGGCUUGCCGCGCUUGAUCAAGAUGUUCAAGAAAUACAACAUGAAAGGCACCUUCAACAUCGUCACCCGCGCCCUCGAGCGCGCCCCAUACUGGCAGAAAGUCAUCCGCGAGUCGGGCUGGGAGCUCUCUUGCGCCGGCGCGAGGUGGUUGGACUUUAUGCACGUCAAGCCCGAGGAGGAGGAUAAGCAGCUCAGGGAGGCUAUCCAGUCGGUGGUGGAGAUCAGGGGUGGGGAUAAGGCUGCGCCCAUGGGUUUAUGCGUCGGUCGGAAGUCCAACUACUCCCAGCGGCUCUAUGCCCAGGCGUGCGAGGAUCUCAAAGUCCCGAUGCUAUACUCUGCCGACUCUUUCGCGGAUGAGAUUCCGUUCUGGAUCACCUCCCCGCUCGCCACCUCCACAUCCGACCCCGGCCUCCUCAUCGUCCCCUCCUCCCUCGACACCUCCGACUUCCGCUUCAACGUCCCCGGUCAAGGAUGGGGCACAGGUGCCGAUUAUCUCCAGUAUCUCAAGGACACGUUCGACUAUAUGAAGAGCGAAGGGGAGGCGGGGAUGGGACGAAACAUGGUGGUUCAGCUGCAUCCGAGGAUUAUCGGGCAUGGGUCUAGAGCUUAUUACCUGGAGCAGUUCCUCAAAUACGUCUCGGGACAGUCCGAUGUCUGGGUGGCAAGCCGCGCUGAGGUCGCCCAGCACUGGCGCGCGACUUUUCCAUACGAACCCACCAAGGCUCAAGACAAGGUAAAGAUCCCAAGGAAUGUCAACCCCUUCCAGAGCUAG
This is a messenger RNA of Dioszegia hungarica, 1020 nucleotides long. RefSeq lists its product as uncharacterized. Gene Ontology annotation, biological process: carbohydrate metabolic process. Gene Ontology annotation, molecular function: hydrolase activity, acting on carbon-nitrogen (but not peptide) bonds. NCBI's taxonomy places the organism in Eukaryota, Fungi, Basidiomycota, Tremellomycetes, Tremellales, Bulleribasidiaceae. The record is from RefSeq and is a predicted model, not a curated record. The transcript is spliced from 6 exons. The coding region runs from base 1 to 1020 and encodes 339 amino acids.